AACAAGACUGUCACUGAGUUGAAGACAAACAGUACGAAUGAUUUGUGGAGCACAACCCGCUCUCUAACUGUAUUUAUUGACACGGAGACAAUAGUAAAGAAGAUAGCGCAGAGCAUCAUGUUUUCCCGCAGGUGGAGGUUUGGUUGGGACAGGUACACUGAGGUGGACCUCUUCGCAGACCGCCAUGAGACCAAUGCAGAGACUCUGUCCCAGGCCAUCAGAGCUGCUGCAGCAUCCGAGGAGCCAGAUGCAGACGGCAGCGUGCUGUUUGGCCACCUGAGGGGAAGCGUGGUCGGCCUCAGAUAUUACACAGGGGUGGUGAACCGAGGGGAGAUGGUGGGUUUAGUGCGGGAGCCCCAGAAUCCAUAUGACCGCAACGCAGUCAUGGUUGCCAACGUUUAUGGCAACCAGGUAGGACACAUCAAGAAGGAGCUGGCUGCAGCGAUGGCCUACGUCAUGGACAACAACCUGGCUAAAGUAGAGGGGGUGGUGCACUCAGGGACGAACAACUCUUUCAACAUGCCAGUGAAUCUGUCUUUCUGGGGGAAAGAAGAGAACAAAAACACUGUGAUGGAAUCUCUGGCACGUCGCGGAUUUAAGCUGAACACAGGUGUAGGCGUUCAAACAGGUGCAUCUCAGAAAUCAUUCAGUGCUCCAGGUACUUAUGGAUUUCCACCUAAAAAAGGCUUGACCAUCCCACUAACUGCAGAUGAGCUAAAGAAUGCAUUUGAUAACCUGUUUGAAGGGUUGAUGGAGAGUAAAGAUGGGGAGAAAGAAGCAGCUGAGUAUGACUUGAGUAGCCACAACUUUAAAGCUACCUGCCCAACAUCGCAAGGACAAGAAAAAGCGCACCUACCAGAGCUGCUGUUUUCUACAUUAACAACAAAAAUGGGCAUUACACAGCUGCUAUUUACACUGCCUGCAUCUCUUUCUGCUUUUCAGGGUAAAACUCUGACAACAAUCUCUCUGAUCCUCACCAACUUUCACAAAGGAAAGCCGCUGCCUGUCGAGAAAAGUGAGAAGCAAUUUUCACCUACGAAGGCUAAAGCUAAACCACAGAUGGCCUCUAAACUGCAAGGGAGCAGCAAAGCAGGAAUGGAUGAUACUGCAGGUGGCUCUCAAUGCUCAGAGCGUACCCAGGUGGAGGUAACCAGCGCUGAUACACCAGAUGUAGUGGACGUAGCAGAUGAUCCAGGGAAAAGUACCAGCAAAGGAAAGAAGAAACCCACCAAGCGAAAGCCCAGUAAAGAGGCUUCAGUAUUGUUUGAGGAUCUGGAUUUUGCUGCAGCGCUGACUGGCUCAACAUCAGAUACAGGCUCAAAGAAGAAGAAAACUGCCAAUGUCACACAGCGUAUGGAUUCAUCCGUCACUGAAAACACAGAUGACCUCUCAGCCAGAACAACUCUCAUCAUCUGUCCACUCUCUGUGCUCAGCAACUGGCUGGACCAGUUUGAGCAGCAUGUGCAUCCUAACGUCAAGCUAAAUGUGUAUCUGUACUAUGGUUCAGAACGCAACAGGAGCAAGCAGUUUCUGUCCUCUCAGGAUGUGGUGAUCACCACGUACAAUGUUCUUUCUUCUGACUUUGGGAAUAAAAGUCCUCUACAUGGGAUCAGCUGGCUGAGGGUCGUGCUGGAUGAAGGACACAUCAUAAGAAACCCAAAUGCACAGAUGAGUAAGGCUGUGCUCGGCCUGAAAGCUCAGAGGCGCUGGAUUCUGUCAGUCUCUGCUGUAGGUGCUGCAGCAACGCCAGCAGAGCUGCGGGAGCGUCUGAUAGAAAAGUUGCGCUUGGUGUUGGCCAGCGGCUCUGACGAGGAAUGCUCGGUGUGUCUGGACUCAGUUCAGCUUCCCGUCAUUACACACUGUGCCCACGUUUACUGCCGGCCCUGCAUCGCACAAGUCAUCAGCACUGAGCAGGACAAAGCACGCUGUCCUCUCUGUCGAAGUGAGAUCAAAACCAGUGAACUGGUGGAGUUUCCACAAGAGGAACUGGACGACGAAAAUAGUACCAACUCUGAGAGAUGGAGGACAAGCUCAAAGGUGCAGGCGCUGAUGGGAAACCUACUCAGGGUGCGAAGUGAAGACAGCAGCAUCAAGUGUUUGGUCGUCUCUCAGUUUACGCGCUUCCUCACCAUCCUGGAGACGCCACUCAGGUGUACCCCUAUCCAGAACAGUGUGAAGGAUCUGUGGAUGCUGCUGGCCUUCCUGCGUCUGAAGCCCUUCGAUGUACGAGAGUGGUGGAACAGAGUAAUCCAGAGACCAGCUAUGCAAGGAGACAGGGCCGGCAUGCAAAACCUCCAGACCCUGGUGAAGUGCAUCACCCUGCGACGGACCAAGACCAGCGAGGUGAAUGGACGUCCUCUGGUGUCGCUGCCUGACAAGACGGUGUACGUGGAGCAGGUCGAGCUCAGCCAGUCGGAGAGGGAGGAGUACGAGCGGGCACGCAAGGAAGGAAAAAACAUCAUCAAGAGGUGUGUGUCGAGUGCACAGGCCUGGAAUCCAGCCACAGAAGAGCAGUGUAUUGACCGCUGCCACCGAUUGGGCCAGAAGAAGAACGUUGUUGUUACCAAGUUCAUUGUCAAGGAUUCGGUGGAGGAGAACAUGGUAAAGAUCCAGAAGAAGAAGCAGGACCUGGUGGAGAAGGCGUUCGGCUCCACAAACAACGACAGGAAAACAUCUCGCAUCGAUGAAAUCCAAGCUCUGUUGGAGCUGUGAUGGACUUUAACUGACGUAACAACAUGGAAACAACAUGGAAGAUUUGUAGUUGAAGUGUCUGUGUUCCUUUGUUAAGAAAGAACUGCACAGAAUUUUUGUACACUUUAAAUUUUGGUUGAGAGUUGAUUUUCCAUGUUUUUUGUUUUGUUUUUUUUAAUUUCUGCUUUUAUUUAACAAGUUAGCACUUUAAUACUGAUUAAUUUGCAGGAUGCACCAUGUGGGAAGCUUUCGUAUUUGUUCAGCUGUUUGUCUUCAUUUAGAUCAUUAAGUCAAACCUGUGCUAAUAAACAGACUGUGGCUGAUAUAUAUUGAGUUAAAAGUCAACACCCUGACAUAUAGACUGGAUAGAGAUGCCCACAUGUUGUACCAGUGUGAGAUUUCAAUAAGGAACAUCUAACAGGUGUGAAGAUGUUGGAGUUCUUGCACCAAUCCUGGAUUAAAAAAAUGCAGACCACUAA
Messenger RNA from Stegastes partitus (bicolor damselfish), 3170 nucleotides. RefSeq names its product helicase-like transcription factor (gene hltf). The record is from RefSeq and is a predicted model, not a curated record. The coding region runs from base 118 to 2712 and encodes 864 amino acids. Lineage: Eukaryota; Metazoa; Chordata; Actinopteri; Pomacentridae. The transcript is spliced from 23 exons. Gene Ontology annotation, molecular function: ATP-dependent activity, acting on DNA; ATP binding; zinc ion binding. Gene Ontology annotation, biological process: DNA repair. Gene Ontology annotation, cellular component: nucleus.